Messenger RNA from Triticum turgidum subsp. durum (durum wheat), 426 nucleotides. The record is from the annotation of a GenBank genome assembly. Lineage: Eukaryota; Viridiplantae; Streptophyta; Magnoliopsida; Poales; Poaceae.
AUGGUUCAUUCGAUGCAAGCUGACUGCUUUGGCAUCGCCAUCAACACAUUUUUAGGCCUCGAGCAGCAGUACUGUGAGAUGUACGUGCGCGAAGGGUACGUGAAGCGCGCAUACUUUCUAGGGCCUCUCUCGCUGCAACUGCAACCAUCACAGGCCGCCAAAGGUGUUGCCGACUCACGGUUCAUCAAUUGGCUUGGCACAAAGCCUAACCAUUCGGUGGUCUACUUGUCCUUCGGCACAUGUGCCCACAUAUCGGGUGCACAGCUAGACGAGCUUGCUCUUGGGCUGGAGGCCUCAAGACGGUCGUUCAUGUGGGUGGUCAGGGCGGCCGACAAGUGGGCUCCACCAAAAGGGUGGGAGAAGCGUGUUGAAGACCGGGGGCACAUCGUCAGAGUGUGGGCUCCACAAAAGGUUAUAGUAUACUAG